This is a messenger RNA of Limulus polyphemus (Atlantic horseshoe crab), 1907 nucleotides long. Its product is annotated as meteorin-like protein. Bases 567 to 1466 code for a protein of 299 amino acids. NCBI's taxonomy places the organism in Eukaryota, Metazoa, Arthropoda, Merostomata, Xiphosura, Limulidae. The record is from RefSeq and is a predicted model, not a curated record. The transcript is spliced from 4 exons. Gene Ontology annotation, molecular function: hormone activity.
UUGAUGCGGGUCGUCUGGUGCAGUGGUUGUUGAAAAUCAUGAUGUGGUAUUUCGCGCGUUUCGAGUCGUGAGAAAACAAAUAGACGUGUAAUCGCGUUUGAAAGCAGAAUUUUUCAGUAACUUUUAAUAUCUGCCUAGUAACUAAAUAUGAAUGAGGAGUUAACUUUUAUGAAUUGAAGCAGGAGUGACUUAGGCUUAACUUCGCAUUUAUUUGUGAGAAAUGUUAUUUUUUUUAAUCUUCCCAAUUUGGUAAUUGGCACGUUAUUCUUAACCUAUGGUUGACAAUGUAACCAAAUUGUGUAUGUAACACGAGUAAGUAUCUGAUAUUAUUAUUAUUAAUGGUAUUGACACUGAAUAAUUACAAUCAGUAUGAAGACAGUUUUGCAAACUAUAAUUUAUAACUAUACGUGCUGAAGGUUUCAGUUCAUUCUUGGUAUCAUUAUAAGCAUCACUGCUAUGUCAACAGUGUAGUUAUUAACUUGUCUAUAAUAAAUGGUAUUGCCUAUGCUAUUGAAAAAUUAAGGCGAAGAUAUUGAAGUAUUCCAAACUUCCAGCCUGUCGCGGCGAUGGGGCUACGGUUAGCCCGGGCCGAACCCUGGAAAACCUCCAUCCUCGUGACUUUCGUUCUCCUCAUAUUUAUGUGUGCUAGGACUUUCGCCUUUUCGGGAGACGAUUGUGAUUGGAUCGGAAGUGGACUUCGAGAAGAUGCUUCGCGUGAGGUACAACCUAUAUACCUUCGAUGUGCUCACGGUUAUGUUGAGUGGAACUAUCCGCGGGGGGCGCUCCGUGUAGUGUUACGUCAUGGGACUUCCGGAAGAGAAUUCCGCGGCUGUUUACGAACAGAUAAACAUUUUAGUGGUGCUCAAAUAUACGUGGAAGGGCAUCGAAAACUUCAUUUAACCUAUAGUAAAACUGACGGUAAACACCCGGACUUGUUACGGUGUUUUACUUCUUUCCACGGCCAGGUGGCGCUUUAUGUGGAAGCAGAGCCAGUCAACAAUACUCUUCAAAAAGAGGUAGCAAGCUUUAGAUACGACCUACAGCCUGCUUCGACCGAAGCUUUAUUAAAUGAUUUAGACGAAUGCCGUCCUUGUACAGAAGAAGAAAUGCUUAGAUAUUAUUGCACAAGUAGUUUCGUUAUUCAAGGCACAAUUAGUGGUCUUCAGAACCAAGACGCCCUCCUGCUGUCAGAGUUGACAAUCCAAGUUGCCAAAGUGUACCGUGACUGUGAAUCGCCUGUUGUUUCAACAACAAAUGACGUAAACACAGAAACUACAGAAAAACGAGAAGCCGUACUAUACAGGCCGAUGAAAUGUGGCACUAAACAUGGAAUUGGAGACUUCAUUUUCAUGGGCAGAAGGAUGCUGGGAAAUCCCAUCCUGCACUGCGCUCCGAAACUACCAGAAUGGCAGAAAGUAAGGAGAAAAGCUUUAUUAGAGGGAACGAACCAGUGUCAGUUAGACUGAUGGUGUAUGUUUAGUGAUUCGUGCCAAGUCCCGUACAGAGUAUAAAGAUGCCAACACACACACACAGCACGUGAUAAAACUGUCCCCGUAUUUCAUGUAAUCAUUUCAACUGUCCAGAAAGAAUCAUCGUAGCUUUUCAGAUAAAUUUACAUAAUUGUAAGAACGCGAAAAACAUUUGCGAUGUGAAGUUAUAACGAGAAGAAGGACUGAAUUUGAUUAUAUGACAAUGUUUUAAAGCUGUGGAAAUGAAAACAACUCGGUGUUUAGGAAUAUCCGUACUUUUAUCAGCUUACGAUAGCUGGACAGUUACCAGUUUCUGUGUUAAAAAAACUAAACAAGAUUUUUGCUCUAAAGGUGUGCUUAUUAAAAUGGGCAUUUGUGUUUUUGAACUAUUGUAUUCAAGUCAACAAAAAGUUGAAUAAAUGCAUUAUUUUUAGACAG